Molecule: messenger RNA, 492 nt
Organism: Lactuca saligna
Lineage: Eukaryota; Viridiplantae; Streptophyta; Magnoliopsida; Asterales; Asteraceae
Source: the annotation of a GenBank genome assembly
AUGCCAUGUUUAAAUCCCUACGGCUGGAUCAUGGUGUUGCACUUAUUGAUUAAAGAUGAAAAGAAAUAUGAACCGAAGGUCGAUCAUAUCAAGAGGAUGUUGAUUUCGUACAUCCAUGAGGCAAUAAAGAUGGAUGUUGAAAUAGCUUUGAUGUUGCGAAAGAAACAAAUAUUUCUUCUCAAAGAUUCUACGAAGGACAUUGAAAAGAUGAAGAUGGGGAGAAUUGAAAAAGAUAACUGGAGUGUGAUGUUUCAGCGGGGAUCAAAAGAAAGAGGAGACAAGAAGAAAUGUGUUUUUUUGUUACCUUAUAAACACUUGUUUUCCACUACUUCCUUGAAUUACGUUUUGGAAAUAACAGGUAGUUGCAAAGAGAAUGAUGAUGCUGCAAAUAAGAGCUACUCAUAUAUGAUCAGAUGGUAUAUAUCAAUUUGGAGUACUCUCCUUAGUAUCAUGCCCAAGCUCUUCAAGAUGCAGAAACCAACACAACUGUGA